This is a messenger RNA of Paraglomus brasilianum, 579 nucleotides long. The record is from the annotation of a GenBank genome assembly. NCBI's taxonomy places the organism in Eukaryota, Fungi, Glomeromycota, Glomeromycetes, Paraglomerales, Paraglomeraceae.
AUGUCAAUUCUGCUACAAGCGUUAAAAUGGCCAAUCGAAGUGAAUAUCCAUGAUGACGAUACUGAAGCAAUUGAUAUAACGGACAUGUUGAUAUUUCUGGGAUACACAUCUAGAUCUAAUGGCAGUGUUAUGAUUGCUCAUACAGUGACCAUCCGGUUCAAUGAAGUCUUCAAUAUAGGCAGACUCUUCGUUCAAGCAAAGUCGAUUCUAAAUUUGGUAACCAAAUUUGGUACUGUGGCAGAAUCGUUUUACACGCAAAAGCGCGCGCGCCGUUGCGAUUAUCGAGGUCACCGAAAAGAUUUUGAAUUGGGCGACGCUCGAAAAUUUUCUGGGGAGAUGUGUUGGAGGGCCGCCAGACGUUUUGGAAGGCUGGGGAGGCGUGUUGGAUAUCCGGGAGGGCGUGUUGGAUAUCCGGAAGGGCGUGUUGGAUAUCCGGGAGGGCGUGUUGGAUAUCCGGAAGACGUGUUGGAUAGCCGGGGCGUGUUGGACGUUGUCCGUUCGGCUUCUGACGUACCCACGGGAGAUUUGCCUUGGGGUACGCUUUGCGCUUCGUCGAAGUUUUUCUCCUCCGGAUUUUGA